CUGUGGUCGAACGCGGUAGCAACGGCUGAGGGAACGAGAGAAGGAGUCACUGAGAAACAAAUACUUGAGUUGUUUUUAUUUCAGACUAGUUUCCUUUGAGAAAUACAUUUUAAAGGUUGGAAUAAAGUUCACGGAUAUACACAAAUAUACGACAACCGGCGAAGGGAAGCCUGUGGGCUGCAGCAGCUGUCGCAGAAAGUCAGACAGACGGUGCAUUGGCCCGAAAUGCCAGCAGCAGCCUUUCGCUGAACUCAUUCCCUGUGUGACGGAGGGAGAGAGCAAAGGAGCAAGGCAGUGAGGGCAAAGAGGAGUGAUGGGGGAGACGGAGGAUGAGAGGAAUUCUCAGGCUAGCCAGCUCUUUGAGAACUUUGUGCAGGCCUCCACGUGUAAAGGCACCCUCCAGGCCUUCAGUGUCCUGUGCAGGCAGCUGGAACUGGACCCGGCUGACCACCAAGGCUUCUACAGCAGCCUCAAAACAGCAGUCACCUCCUGGAAGGCCAAGGCCCUCUGGACCAAGCUGGACAAAAGAGCCAGCCACAAGGAGUACAAGAAAGGCCAAGCAUGCGCAGACACCAGGUGUCUCAUCAUCGGUAGUGGUCCUUGUGGAUUGCGUACAGCCAUAGAGCUGGCCCUGCUGGGAGCCAAGGUUGUGGUGAUUGAGAAGAGAGACACCUUCUCCAGGAAUAAUGUUCUCCACCUUUGGCCUUUCACUAUCCAUGACCUCAGGAACCUCGGAGCUAAGAAAUUCUAUGGGAAAUUCUGUGCUGGAGCCAUAGACCAUAUCAGUAUUCGUCAGCUGCAGCUGAUCCUCCUGAAGGUGAGUCUGAUCGUGGGGGUGGAGGUGCACGUCAAUGUCGAGUUCCUCAGUCUCUUGGAGCCAUCUGAAGAACAGGGCAGUGAUGGGCUUGGAUGGAGGGCAGAAAUCCGUCCUGCUAGUCACCCCAUCUCCGACUAUGAGUUUGAUGUGUUAAUAGGAGCAGAUGGACGGAGAAGCACACUAGAUGGCUUUAGGAGAAAAGAGUUCCGAGGUAAGCUGGCUAUUGCCAUCACAGCCAACUUUGUAAACCGUAACACAACUGCGGAGGCUAAAGUAGAAGAGAUUAGUGGGGUGGCCUUCAUCUUUAACCAGAAGUUCUUCCUGGAGCUGAAGGAGGAGACUGGGAUUGAUUUGGAGAACAUUGUGUAUUAUAAGGACAACACACACUAUUUCGUCAUGACUGCAAAGAAACAGAGUUUGUUGGACAAGGGUGUUAUCAUUCAUGAUUACAUAGAGACAGAGCGACUCCUUCACAGUGACAACGUGAACCAGGAGGCUCUGCUCUCGUAUGCUCGUGAGGCCGCCGACUUCGGCACCAACUACCAGCUGCCCUCGCUGGACUAUGCCAUCAACCACUACGGGCAGCCUGACGUUGCCAUGUUCGACUUCACCUGCAUGUACGCCUCAGAGAACGCAGCACUGGUCAGAGAGAAGAGCAGCCAUCAGCUGCUGGUGGCUCUGGUUGGAGACAGCCUGCUAGAGCCCUUUUGGCCCAUGGGAACAGGAUGUGCUCGGGGCUUCCUGGCUGCAUUUGACACAGCGUGGAUGGUGCAGGGUUGGGCUCAGGGCAAAGAGCCUCUGGAGAUCCUGUCUGAGAGGGAAAGUAUUUACAGACUGCUGCCACAAACCACAGCAGAAAACAUCAUCAAGAACUUUGAGCAGUACACCAUAGACCCAGCAACCCGUUACCCCAACCUCAACUCCAACUGUGUCCGACCACACCAGGUUCGACAUCUGUACAUUAACGGAGAGCAGAACUCCUGUUCAGUGGAGCGUGGUGGACCCACACGUAGGUCUGUCAAUAUCACCAGAAGAGAGUCGGAGGUGCGGCCGAGCCGGUUGCUGCUGUGGUGUCAGAAACAAACACAGGGCUACCGAGGAGUGGAUGUCACUGACCUCACCACAUCUUGGAAGAGUGGCCUGGCCCUGUGUGCCCUCAUCCACCGCCAACGCCCUGAGCUCAUUGACUUUGACUCUCUAAAUGAGGCAGACUGUGCUAGGAACAACCAGUUGGCGUUUGAGGUAGCUGAGCGGGCGUUUGGUAUCCAGCCGCUCAUCACAGGGAAGGAGAUGGCGGCAGUACAGGAGCCGGACAAGCUGGUCAUGGUGCUGUACCUCUCUAAGUUCUACGAAAUGUUCCGCAACUCAUCUUUGCCUGCCCCAGGAGCGGUGAGAGAAACAGACGAAAACAAUGAGGACUAUUCAUCAAAGUCUGCUAACUCUGUUUACAACUUAAUGAACAUAUCAAUGCCCAGAAAGCGGGUUCCAAAGGAUGAUAAGAAGUUAGAAGACAAUGACCCGAACAAGAAAAGAAGAAAAGGCAGCAACUACCCAGAAGAGCUGUCCGGUCAGGGUGCCUUAACUACAGGGGAAGGCCUGGAACAGAAGGAGAAUAAGGUGCGCUCCAUGGCGACCCAGCUUUUGGCCAAGUUUGAGGAGAAUGCACCUAGCUGUGCCUUGCGUCGACAGUCUUGUGGUUCUGUAAAUCAGUCAGAGCCUGAGUCUGACUCCUCUGUGGAAAAACCCAGUUCUCUGGAUAUGGCUGAAAAUCCUCGCUUUGCUAAACCCAAACACGUGACCCAGUCCCCUCCUCCCCCAUCCAAACCAAAAUGGCAGCCAUCCCCUUACUUGAGACUCCUUGAGUCUCAACUGCAGCCUGGCUACAAACAUGGAAAUCUAGAAAACCAGCAUUCUCACCAAUACAGUCAAGUCCAGUCAUCAUAUGCCCACAUAGACAGUCAUGCUGUUUAUCAAGAACCACAGUUCAGUUACCAUACCACAGAGCCUUGGUCCUGCCCUCAAACCUCUGAACCCCGCUCGAGUUGUCUAACUCCUGAACCUCGGCCCAGUUCUUCAUUCCAUUCGACCCUUGCUGCCCAGUUGGUGUCUUUGAACCAUCUCCCCGAGCCCAAAGAGCCCUCACUGGCCUGUAGGUCUCUAGAACCCCUCCGUUCCUCUGCACCUGCUCUGGGAGGGAUGUUCCUGCGCCUGCAGCAGCUAGAAGACCAGAUCAGUCAGAAGAAAGCACAGACUCGAAGUGCUCGUGAGUUCAGCAGAAAGAGUAUAAGGGAGAGAGCGGAGCAGUUGAGCUUCCUCUUCUCUGGCAGGCAACCUCAGGUAGAUGGACCCUCUCCUGCUCCUGUUUCUCCACCUUCUAAACCUCUAUCGGUCCAAUCUCUCCCUGCGUGCUCUGCUCUUUCUUGUCUGCUUUCUCCUCCUCCCCCACCUCCGCAAAAACAGUGUAACGGACAUUCUGAGUCCCAGCAGAAUGAUCACCAAAGGCAUACAGAUCGAUCUGAAAUCAAACGCAUAGAAUGCCUUGAUCCUUCCAAACAGAGGACAGUUGGAAAGGUUUCCUCUGCUAUAGGUGUUAAAGCUGCCACUCUGGCCAUCCUUUACGAAACCGAUCACAGACCCAACAACCCAGUCGUCCUCUCACUGACAGAAGCCAGAAGGUCCCAAGAUGCUGGAUCGGCUAACGUACGGAGGGAAUUUGCUCCGGGCGUGGGCGGCAGUGACAUCUGUCACUUCUGUAAGAAGCGUGUGUACGUGAUGGAGCGACUGAGUGCAGAGGGCUACUUCUUCCACCGGGAGUGUUUCCGCUGUGAUGUCUGCAACACAACCUUGAGACUGGGAGGACAUGUGUUCGACUGUGACCAGAGCAAGUUUUACUGCAAGCUUCACUUUUCACAGCGAAAAGCCAGCCACAGGCAUAGAAAGAAAGAGAACCAUGGAGGCAGCGUGUCUUCAGUGGAUGGUAGUGAUGGUUACUCAGCCACUGGCAGCCUCCGCAGCCAGCCUUCAGACACUUUAGGAGUCAAAUCAUCGACUGAGAGACAGCACAGCCGGGACCAGAAUGGUCCGCUGGACCCCAGCAUGGUGACCGUGAGUCCAUCUGAGGAGCGGCUUUCAAAUCCUCCAGAGCUCAUUAGCACCAGAGUGGAGGACUCAUCUAUCCAGGACACUCCUACAGAGUCUGAGCCGCUCAGGCCGAACUCUCCACAGCUCAAAGUUGAGCGCUCCUUCACCAAAGGAGGGAUCACCACCAGGAACAACUGGAAAAGGAAGAUCAGAGCCAAACUGAUCUGGGUAAAGACCCCCGACCGCAGCCGAGCAGCAGGAGGAGACGACGCACUCAUAGAAGAAGAUGGAGAUUCUGACUUUGAGGAGAUACAUGCACCUAAUCCUCCAGCAAACCCUGCAUCGCAGACUGCAGACCCACACUGCCCCCUACAGGACAAGGAGGAGCGGCCAGCUCCUGUUGAAAUACCCUACUAUCGCACCCAUGGAAUUUCAGCCACCCCAAAACCCAGCACCUCGUCCACAGAGCCUCAUACAGUUGCCCCAGACAAGCAAAACUCUCUUAGCCCUAAAAAGAAGCUCACUCUCUCCUCAUCUGAGAAGGAGAAGCUGCUGGAUUGGGAUCUAACCACUCCUGGAAAGUUCUCAGAAGCUGCUGCCACCACAGACGGAUCAGAGAGAGAGGUACAGAGCAGCCCUGAGAACCAGACCAAACCUCAGGAAGCUCCUGACCGCAGUCCUCCACUCUCAGGUUUCCAGCUGUGGGCCAGUGCCCUAAGGAAGUCCUUCUCCAGCUCAGGAAACAACACCAAAGUCAUCAGGAGGAACCGGCCACCCAGAGCCAGGCCGCUGUCUGAGGACUCUUUCAGCUUGAGUUCACUAUUUGGAGCUUCCACCCAGAUCCAUGAGGAGGACAAAGAGAGAACGCGCUCCAGAGCAGCUACGGAAGGAAGCCAGCGCAGGAGCGAGAUUACAGCCAUGUUGGAGGAGGUGACCCUCAGCACCAAGCCACCAGGGGGCUCCAAAGACGACAUGGCCUCGCUGCCACCCAGAAAGCUCAACUUUUUCUCCUCUCUCCGGGUGAAGAGGAAUGAGGGAGUGGGCAGAAGCAGGACAGACAGCCAGACGAAAGACAUCUGGGCCAUCCUCUCCAAAUUCCGAAACAAAGCCUCCACACAGCAGCAGCAGCAACAACAGGAGGAGGAAGACAAUUCUUCCAGUGAGGAAGGCCCAGAGUCCACCACACGAAGGUCUGAUCCUGACAACUCGGAAAGACAGAGAAGAAAGCAGGAGAAAAUACUCCUCCAGCAGAGCAAGAGAGAGCAGCUCAAACGACUACACAGAGCACAGGUUAUCCAGAGGCAGCUGGAGGAAGUGGAGGAGAAGCAGAGAGUGUUGGAGGAGAAAGGAGUCACCCUGGAGAAAGUCCUGAGAGGAGAGCAGGAUGACCCGUCAGCAGACGAAGCCACACUCCUGCAGUCCUGGUUUAAACUCGUCCUGGAGAAGAACAAACUGGCCAGAUAUGAAUCAGAGCUGAUGAUCUUUGCUCAGGAGCUGGAGCUGGAGGACAGGCAGAGCCAGCUACAGCAGGAGCUCAGAUGCAGGAUGGCCAUUGAAGACUGUGAGAAGAGUGCAGGGGAGCUGGCAGAGGAGCAGGCCCUGCUGGUGGAGGUGAUGAAGGUGGUGGAGGAGAGGGAUCGACUCGUCAGCCUGCUGGAGGAGCAGCGGCUGCAGGAAAAGGCAGAGGACCGCGACCUUGAGGGCCUCAUCCUGUCCAAGGGCUACCAGUUCCACUGGGCAUGAGGGAGCUGCAGGACAAACAGCAGCUCCGAGAAUCAGUACUGGUCUGGGAUCAGCUCUGGACCUAUUUGUAUGGAUUUAUUCAUGAGGGCGAUGGUUUCCAACAUUGCCCUGCACAUUUUAGUCUCUGACUUGCUGUAAAACACCUGAUUCAACUCAUCAGCUAACUGACCUGUCCAUGCUGUGCUUUCAUUUGUGGGCAGAGCGUGGCUGUUGCCAAACUGUUGCCUGGUUGGACAAGCUAUGUAGAAUGUUGGCAAAACUAACUUUCAUCCUAAUGAGAAAUCGUAUCACUCAGUUUUUGCCUGAGUCUAUCUGGACAGUGUCUUUCACAUGUAUACAAAAUAAAUACCUUUUGAAAUUAUUAACAAUGCAUUCUAGAGGCAUAGAUAAAUUUCACAAUACAAUAUUUUUGAGAUUUUUCAGUUCGAUUUUGGAUUUUGAGGUCAUGAUUCAAUUCAGUUUUUCAUUUUUAUGUGUUAAAAACAUUAAAAAUGAUUUACAGAGUUCCAAGACUAGACUAAAUCAAUCUGUGGGAAACUCCCUGAUAAUCACCAAAUCACCAAAACAGACUGCACUUCUAUCCUAAAGUGCUGUGUGGACAGCAUCAGGGUCAGCUUCUAGCUCUAUUACAUCUACCAGCUGUACAAACCUACAGGAAGUCCUGUCAUGCAUAUUGUGUAAAGCACUGAACCUGACUGAAACUCUUUUUAUGCUGACCUGCAAAAGAAUGUUAUUCGAGUGCUGUCGCUGGACCUGACUGGACAAAAUGUACCAAAACCCUAAAGAAACUCACUACUGCCUCACUGCUGCUUCUGCUGUAUAGUGAAUUAAACCAAAACUAACAAGUGCCUCAUUCCAGACCGUACACUAUAUUCAUAUGUUAUGGAUUAUAUUUAUUUAAAAGAUGUUCAGACAGAAGGGUUCAGCUGUGGUGAGCGAUGUAGAAUCACCUUAACACUAAAAAAAAAAACACUUAACACUGUACGAGCACAAAGCAUAACACUAAAACUGCCUGAGGGAAUAAAUGUAGUUGAUCUCCACACGGGUGCAAUAAUAACACUGUAUGUAAUGUUCAUGCUCUGAAUGUUCUUGACUGACUGAUCUGUAUGUGCCGUUUUACUGACUCUUUUGAAUGUAAAGCUUUAUGAUUGUACCUGUUUGUUUGCUCAGUUGUAAAGCUGACAUUAUCAACCAAAGUUUAAUGUGAGUCUUCAGUCUUUCUCUACUUUCUUUUCUUUUUUUAAUGAUGAUGACUGUCUUCUCAUCUCAUCGCUGUAAAAGAGAAUCAGUUCACUCUCUUAAAGCAAUGUUCAGACUGUGUUGUCUUUAUGUAAUUUAUGAUUUAAAUGCAGCCAAAUGUUGCAUGGUUUAAUAAAACAUUGCUUUCUAAAGUUU
This is a messenger RNA of Colossoma macropomum (tambaqui), 7036 nucleotides long. It is a transcript of the gene mical2b, whose product is annotated as microtubule associated monooxygenase, calponin and LIM domain containing 2b. The coding region runs from base 314 to 5641 and encodes 1775 amino acids. The record is from RefSeq and is a predicted model, not a curated record. Gene Ontology annotation, molecular function: FAD binding; protein binding. The transcript is spliced from 37 exons. Lineage: Eukaryota; Metazoa; Chordata; Actinopteri; Characiformes; Serrasalmidae.